This is a messenger RNA of Glycine soja, 549 nucleotides long. RefSeq lists its product as uncharacterized. Lineage: Eukaryota; Viridiplantae; Streptophyta; Magnoliopsida; Fabales; Fabaceae. The transcript has 2 exons. The record is from RefSeq and is a predicted model, not a curated record. Bases 1 to 549 code for a protein of 182 amino acids.
AUGGUAGAGGACCGGCCACAGAGGAUUACUCUAGAGGACUACUCUAAUACCUCUACACCUCAGUAUUUCACAAGCAUGGUCCGGCCCGAAGUUCAAGCUGCCAACAUCACUUAUCCACAUUCCCUCAUCCAGUUGAUUCAAGGCAAUCUCUUUCAUGGGCUACCCAAUGAAGAUCCAUAUGCCCACCUUGCUACAUACAUAGAGAUUUGCAACACGAUGAAAAUAGCUGGAGUUCCUGAAGAUGCCAUUUGCCUCAACCUAUUCCCAUUCUCCUUGGCUGGUGAAGCAAAAAGAUGCGACCCAGUUCAACUCAAUACCUUCAUUGAUGGCUUGCGACCCCAUUCGAAGCAGUUACUUGAUGCCUUCGCUGGUGGGAAGAUCAUAUUGAAGACACUUGAUGAAGUUAUGGAGUUGAUUGAAAACAUGGCAACCAGUGACCAUGCCAUCCUUCGUGAUCGAGCUUACACUCCUACAAAGAAGAGUCUUCUUGAGCUCACAUCACAAGAUAGACUACUUGCCCAAAACAAGCUCCUAGCCAAGCAAAUAUAG